AGCAGCAGCAGAGGCAACCGAGGCAGCAUGGCGAGCUGUGGUGAGCCGUUAUGUUGACCAACGACCGCCGGACCAACAGCAGUGAGCAACGAGUGCUUGGCCGAGGCAAACGCACAAAGUUCAAAACCGUCGCGUUCUCUCACGGCAGUUGGGUGCUGUUUAGGGUCGCCAUUUGUCCGUUCCGAACCCGCGGAAGGAACCGUUAGUCCCGCGAAGUGUGGAGUGUGCGUGCAGUGGAGUGAAGUGUUGCCCAGGUGCCCACGACGAUCGAUCGCUCGAAGGGCCUACGCACAAGAAAGGGCAGCGCGAGCGAAGCCCACACGAGAUGGAACGGGCACUGAGGCGUUAUGUGAAAGUCCACGGGUAUGCCGUCGCCAUGGCUGCCCUAUUUUUUGGGUGCAUCUUUGUGGCCAGCAUUGUCAGUGCGGACCAGCUGAACCGCACGCCGAACGAAUGUACGUGCGCUGCGGUUGAGGAGAAUGAACAGGAAAAAAAAUCCCAACCCUCAAUUUUUCGCUCUCUGUGCGUUCUAGAUGCGUUCUUUCGAACGCGACCACUCGAACAGCUGAUCUUCUCGAUCGCCUGGAUCGUGGCCGGGAUGAUCUUUCUGCUGGGAUUGAUCUGCGAGCGGAAGGAGGCGAUCUUCCCAUUCGCCACGAUGUUCCUGGUCGAGUGGAGCCUGUUACUGGUGCAGAUGAUUGGAAAGGUGGAUCAUCGGGGUAUCACUGAGCUGCUGCUGUCCGCUGAAGCUGCUGUCUUUCUCCUGGUGCCCCUGUACGUUGGCUACACGCUCGUCAUCCUGUACCGCGUGUUCGACAAUCGGUACAAGGAGGAGGAGGACGAUCUCGAACAGCAGGCUACCCGAUUGCCAGUGAAGUUUUUCUUCGGUGACGAACCCGAUGAUUCGUACAGCUAGUGGGCC
This is a messenger RNA of Anopheles aquasalis, 922 nucleotides long. RefSeq lists its product as uncharacterized. Lineage: Eukaryota; Metazoa; Arthropoda; Insecta; Diptera; Culicidae. The record is from RefSeq and is a predicted model, not a curated record.